AUGGGGUCUGCUGCAUAUAAUCCUGAUGGCGAACCAAGUCCCUUAUCAUCCCCAUUGGGCCCCCUCUCAGAAUCUCCGGAGGCUGAUUCUUAUAUCGCACAACUCUCCGGCAACCCCGGCGAUUCGUUAAGAUGCUCAGUGGAAAAUCUUUCAAGUACUGGGUUCGAUCCCCUCCCAAGGUCUCCGCUCCUUGAACAUGAACAUGGACUCGGGCCAUCCGGCUUAGAUCGUAUACGCUCUCAACCAUCCUCGCGGGUCUUUACACUUCCGAACUUGUCUGCCUCUUCAAUAGGCGCUCUUAGCCCGCGAACUUUGUCCCCUUCACCGCGAUCCCUUUCGUCGUCUAGAGCUAACUCGAUGGCUGUUGCACCCGGCCAACAAGAUGUCAAUACGCUGGAAGACCUUCACCGAUUUCCUUCUGAAUCAUUACAUUCUUUUUCGUUUGCCCAGCAAUCCGAAGAGCUCCUUCAUAGUCGCCAGAAUAUCCUGAAAAGAUCCAUAGAUUUCAUGCGCGACCGCUUUGGAUGGGCCUCCAACAGCACCGCAAUUCCUGGUUCUCAGAAUCGUAUACGUGGCGGCGGUGGUGGCACCGACACGCAGGCCAUGGUGGACCUCUUAUCUCAAUCCAGCAUAUCCGGGAAAGGUGACAGUCUAUAUUAUCCCGCCAGCGCCAUGCGAGGACCGUUCACUGGACCCGCAGACGUGGGCACCGACAAUGUAUUCGACAGAACGUUCACGGAACUUCAGCAAUCACCACCAUCUCUGCCAGAAGUGAAGGAGGCUGUACAGGAGCCAAUUCAACCGCGAUUAACUUCCAGCCAGCAGCUGCCUCAUGAGAGAAGGGGAUUGAUAUCCGCCCCUACUUCCAGGCGCGUAAGCUUAAAACCGCAACCCUACUCGGCCGCGGAUCCCUUUUCCCCGCUAAGCACGUCGACAUUUGGAUCAGUUUUCCCGAUCCCCGCUUUGCACACCCAUAGCAGCAAAUGGAAUCCGGUCUCACAAGCCGUCUUCCGGACUGAAUCCAAGGCACCCUGGACCAUCAUAGCGGCGAAUGACCUGUCAUGUCUUGUAUUUGGUGUUACACAAGCUGAAGUCCGCAAGCUAAGUAUCCUAGAGGUUGUACAGGAAGACAGACGGCAGUGGCUCGAGUCAAAGCUGCGGGAUCCCACCACCGAUGCCGCAGCCAAAAUCCGACCGUCGCCCGAUAAACCCCGUAUGAAGCCAGCCGCUACUCCAAGGCCCAUGGGAAUGGGUAGCGGUGUCACCGCGCAACUCCUCAGUAAACCGCCUUCUCGAGCUCGGCCCACGCGAAGAGCUCAGACUGAUGAUGGCUACGGCUCAAGUGCAUAUGCCUCGAGACGACUGAAUCACCCAGCCACUAAGUCGCGCGGUGUUUUGUUGUGUGGUGAUGUAGUGCCGAUCCAGAAGCGCAAUGGUACCAAGGGCUCUGCAAGCAUCUGGGUUAUGGAAAAACGUGGCGGCCUCAUUUGGGUCUUGGAAGAAAUUCAAGAAGAUGUCGCUGUUGUCACAUGUGAUGGGAGCUGGAAAGUUUCCGAUGCCCAUGGUGCUACGGACAAAGUUUGGGGCCAUGGCGUGGUUGAGACCGGGAAAAUUCUGACAGAGCUGCUGCCUCACCUUCCCCCAGAAUGUCUUAUGAGUCCGGUUGAGAAAGGUAUCAGCGAGGUUGCGGAAAUCAAGUACUUCGCAGCCAGCACUUCAGGCGCAGUCGGUGUUCCGACGACAGUCUCCAAGGGCGAUAGCGCACGCUCUCUCCGGAUCUCAAGCUUCCCCCACGUUGCUGGCAUCAUGGUCUUGUCAUCUACAAACCUGAAAAUUAUAAGCUCGAACUCGGUGUUUUCCUCUGCGUUGUUCGGUUAUGAACGCCCAGAGGGGUUAAGCAUCACGGAUCUCAUACCUGGAUUCGACGACUAUCUUUACGUGAUCUCCGAUGAAGAGAACGUUCCUCUGGUAGACGGUGUCGUCAUUCCGGAGCUCAGCUUUCGAAGGGCGAGAACCCUGUCUAUGCUACGGGAUGGCAAGGCUAAUGUGGCGUCGGUAUUCUUGGAACCUGCUGGGAUCACAGCUAAGCAUCGCGAUGGGUCUACGAUCGCGGUAGACGUUCAGCUGCGCGUGGUGAAGAGUGGGUCGAUUUUCCCCAAGCCGCGCGAGAAGAAGUCUGAAUCCCAGAGCGAGACGGAUGAUGGCUCCGAAGAUGCCGUUACAGUCACGGAGCUUGUCUAUGCGCUUUGGGUCACAUAUUCGAGGAGCAUCCACUCCGCCGGACCACCAGGCAACAUUCCUUCGCCGCAACACGCCUCGCCAGUGCAGGAGAGCGCUGCUUCUGAUACGUCGACUCCCAGGCCUCUAACAACCAUCUCAACGCCACGGCCUGCAGGUCCAGACAGAAUAUCAGUGGAAACCAGGAUUCCCGCCUCUACACUGAGUCAACAACUAAGUGAAGCCGCAUCGGAGCCAUUAACGGAUAGGCCUAUCCAGUUGAUGCCCGAAGUGAAACUAGUUAAUGCGAAAGAAGUGCCGAAAAAGCGAACAAUCGCUGAUUAUGUGAUCCUUGAGGAGAUGGGCCAAGGAGCCUAUGGUGAAGUGAAACUGGCUCGUCUGAAGAAGAUUCCAGCAAAGAAAGUUGUCUUGAAGUACGUGACAAAAAAAAGGAUCCUUGUUGAUACGUGGACCCGUGAUCGUCGCCUCGGAACGGUUCCGUUGGAGAUCCACGUUCUGGACUACCUUCGAAGGGACGGGCUGAAGCACCCGAACAUUGUGGAGAUGGAAGGCUUCUUCGAAGAUGAUAUCAACUACUAUAUUGAGAUGUUGCCGCACGGAUUGCCAGGGAUGGAUCUUUUUGACUACAUCGAGUUGAAAACGAACAUGGACGAGCAAGAAUGUCGGAAUAUCUUCAAACAAGUGGUUAGCGCCAUUCAUCACUUGCACACCAAGGCUCUGGUUGUCCACCGGGAUAUCAAAGAUGAGAAUGUGAUUUUGGACGGCGAAGGCAGGAUCAAACUGAUCGAUUUCGGCAGUGCGGCCUAUAUCAAGAAUGGGCCGUUUGAUGUUUUUGUUGGAACGAUUGAUUAUGCCGCUCCAGAAGUCCUACAAGGCAAGUCAUACCGAGGCAAGGAGCAAGAUAUAUGGGCCCUCGGUAUCCUCUUAUAUACGAUUGUAUACAAGGAGAACCCAUUUUACAACAUUGACGAAAUUCUCGACCAUCCGCUCAGGGUUCCGUUUCUCCCAUUCUCGGAAGAGUGCAUCGACCUAAUCAGAAGGAUGCUCGAUCGCGACGUGGAUAACCGCUUGACAAUAGGCGAAGUCUUGGAGCACUCGUGGAUGGUCGACGGCUAA
Molecule: messenger RNA, 3354 nt
Organism: Aspergillus calidoustus
Lineage: Eukaryota; Fungi; Ascomycota; Eurotiomycetes; Eurotiales; Aspergillaceae
Source: the annotation of a GenBank genome assembly